Molecule: messenger RNA, 1698 nt
Organism: Ceratosolen solmsi marchali
Lineage: Eukaryota; Metazoa; Arthropoda; Insecta; Hymenoptera; Agaonidae
Product: TD and POZ domain-containing protein 2
Exons: 6
Coding region: 223-1320 (365 amino acids)
Molecular function (GO): protein binding
Source: RefSeq, a predicted model, not a curated record
UCCACCCGCCUCAACGUCGUACACGUCGUCGGGUAUCGCUUGGCUUGGCUCGCGUGUGCUUCGUCGGUUGCGCGCAAAACCUAUCGAGUCGCCCGUCGCUUAACCUCGAAUCCGUCAUCGCGAGGGAAGAGUGCUAACAUCCGCAGCAUUUCACAGCAUGUGACAGCUUACUGGGACUUACGUAGCACCAUAUGCUCCAGGCGAUAACAACAAGCUCAGAACAUGGAAUUGCUGGUACCAACGGUUUCCGACAUCAUAUUCAAAUAUACUUGGACGAUAGCGAAUUACAAAAAAGCAAUCUCGAAAAAGCACAAUUUCGACAGCCCGAGCUUCGAUCUAAAUGUCAAUGGCAUACACAGCACUUGGAAUCUAUCUAUUAGAUUUUGGAAAGGCCCUGAAGGAAAAAGGAUUAGGAAUCCAGUAGUGCUGUGUUUGAAUAUACAAAAUUGCACGGUUGAGGAAGUUGAACAAGCCAAAGUUCGCUUUCAAUUUGCAGUUUUUAAUGCUGAGGUUAAUUAUUGGGAAUACUGUCAUGUAAGCAGAACUAUUUUAGAGCUCCGUUCGAGUUCCGAUAUAAUUUCCCUGGGCUACCGAGAUUUAUGUAUCGUAGAUAGACAUUUAAAAAAAAAUGGCGAGCUAAGCGUCAUGGUGAAGAUUCAGAUCAUCCAGUGCGAUAGUGAAAAACAUACCCUCUCACAGGAUAUGGCAAGAUUAUUAAAACAUCCUCAAUCUGCGGAUACGAAACUAAUAGUAGCAGAUGAAAAUUUAGAAAUCCAGGUACACAAAUGUGUCAUUGCAGCGCGAAGCGAUGUACUUGCUAAUAUGAUAACACCGCUCGAAGGAAACGAAUUGGAAGAAAAGGACGUACUUUUAGAUGAUUUAAAAAAAAAAUCGUUGAUAGACGAGUGUAAUUCUUCCGACAUUAAACACAAAUUAGAAUUACGAGACUUAUCGAAAGAUGUGAUCGAAGAGUUGUUACGUUAUAUGUAUACAGACCAUGUCGAUAAUUUGGAUACUUUGGCUUCUGAACUACUUUCACUUUCUUUGCGAUUUCGAUUACAAGGAAUGAAAGAACUUUGUGAAAGAAGUUUAACAGAAACUAUAACACCUGAAAAUGUAGCUACUCGACUCUUGUUAGCAGAUGAAUAUGGUUGCGAUAUUUUAAGAAGGGCUAGUCUUGCUUAUUGCGAGGAAAAUGCAAUGAAUAUUACUAAGAAUUUUGCAUGGAAAAUGAUGGAACAAGUUAAUCCAGAAUUGUUUAAUGAAGUCUGUGAAGCUGGAAUGGGAAGCUCAAAAUCAAGUAAUAUAGAUAGCGAAUGAAGUAGUGGAUUGUAAACAAAUAUUUUAUACCAAAUAUUAGAAUAUCGAAAUUGUAUGAAUUCGGGAAGUCGUAAAAAUAAAUCAAUAGAUUACAGGUUAAAGAAGUAACUAAAACUACUUUUAUUAAUUAAAAAAUAUUAAUUGAAAUACUAAAGUACUCACUAAUGUUUCGCAUCAAUCAAGAAGGCAUUCAAUAGCUUGAAUUUUACGACUUAAAAAAGCUGAAUAUAUAUUUGCAAGGUCAUUCUGACUCAUUUCCUCUUGAUUUCCAAAAUCAAAGAAGAAGACACGAUAUGUCCCAUAGCCGAGCAAACAACAAUUUCUGCACGAUACCACUGAUUUUUCAAAUAAUAAUUAGCUGCUAACAUUUAUCCUACA